Molecule: messenger RNA, 3016 nt
Organism: Solanum lycopersicum (tomato)
Lineage: Eukaryota; Viridiplantae; Streptophyta; Magnoliopsida; Solanales; Solanaceae
Product: transcription factor MYB97-like
Source: RefSeq, a predicted model, not a curated record
GAAUUAAGCUGAGGUAUUGUGCUUUUUUGGUGUUAGAUUUAAUACCAAACCAUUUUGAAGCUGAGUUUUGAAGCUUUGCUUUGUAAAAUCAUGUUAAAUUUGCAUUUUUUAGCAUUUCUUAAAUUAGGCGUUUGGGCAUGAAUUCCAAAUACUUUUUGCUUUAUUUGGAAUUUAUGAUGUUGUAUCCCCUUUUCAAACUGUUUGGCAAGCUUUUACUUGGCUGAGGGUCUAUUGAAAACAAUCUCUCUAUGUCAACGAAGUAGGGGCAAGGUGUGCUUACACCCUCCCCAGGCCUCACUUGUGGGAUUACACUGGAUUAUUUUUGGCCUCAUGUAAUUUGAUCAUGCAUUGUCUCUUUCCAAAUUAUUUGGCAUGCUUUAGUUAAACCGAGAGUCUGUUGGAAACAACCUCUCUAUCUCAACAAGGUAGGGGUAAGGUCUUGUACACUCUACCAUCCAUACCCCACUAGUGGGAUUACACUCAUUAUGUUGAUGUUGUUGUUAAAAUUUAUGAAGUUGGAAAAUAAGGUUUGGAGCACUACUACAAAUUUGGAAUCCAAACUCCAAGUUGGAUUUGGAAAUUUUAUAACCGAACUCUGAUUUUGAAAUAAAGUGAACUUUUCCAAAGAAAAAAGUGAGUGUUCCUUAAAAGAAAACAUCACUUGAGUUCUUUAGAUGCUGAUUUUGAGAUUGAUAUAUUUGCAUUUUCUUAUUCAACUGCUAUGAGGUUUAAAGUAUGUUAACUUGCUUUAUGGUAGUCGGUAGAUAUCAUUUCCAUUGUUGUAUACGAGUCUUGGCUCUUGACCAAUGAGGUUUUCCCUGCAAAUUUGAGAUAAUCAUUUUCAUUUACGUUCCUUGUUUUAUCCCCAAGCACGUGUUGUCAUCUUUUGUAGUUGUGAGAUCAAAUAUGGAUCGGUUAUAGGUUUUCAAAAAUUUGGUUUAUCCGUAUCUGUUAAAUUCAGAAUAAGUUAUCCAUUUUUGUCGUUAUCGUUAUUUAUCAUUUCCUUGUUGUCGUUCUCCGAAAAUAUAUUCUAAAUCUUUCCUCUCAAAGUUGACCAUUUCUUUAUUGUCGCCCAAUUGGAUACUCGACUAGCUUUGUCAUACUCAUGAAUGAGGUCACACAAUUUGGCACGUUGUUUUUAGUACACCUUGACGUCGUAAAUAUUAAUUUUAUAUCCGAUUUCAUUGGACAUUACGUACUAUUAAGCGUUCAACAAUUUUAGACAUGUGUAUGACAACUGAAUGUGUUGACAGGAUGACUUCAGAAGUUGGCAUGAAUUCGACAUCUGUUGAAGAAGCUAAUGCUGGAGGAAAUAUAAGAAGAGGCACCCCACUGAAAAAAGGUCCUUGGCUUAAAGCAGAAGAUGCAAUUUUAAGGGAUUACGUCGCAGAGUAUGGGGAGGGGAAUUGGAGUUCUGUCCACAGGCGAACAGGACUCGCUCGCUGUGGGAAAAGUUGCCGUUUGCGGUGGUCAAAUCACCUAAAACCAUAUUUAAAGAAAGGUGCUUUCACUCAGGAGGAAGAGCAACUCAUAGUUGCAAUGCACGCUCAGAUAGGAAACAAAUGGGCGCGAAUAGCUUCUGAGUUCCCUGGCCGCACAGACAAUGAUAUAAAGAACUUCUGGAACACCAGACUAAAGAGACAACGGCGUGAAGAAAAAUAUAUGCUCUCUCCAGGUGUUUUUUUCGGGGAAUUUAGUGAGGACAAACAAAAUAAGGAGCUGGCCACAUCAUCCUCUGCAAAUUCACUUCCUCAUCUCUUGCCUAAUAACAAUGUUGAGAUUCCAACUGCGGAAAACAGAAAUUUUGAACCUAGUCAGCAGUUGUAUCCUCCGAGGCUUCUUAAUAAUGAUUUUAGUAGCUUUCUUGGUACUCCUGCUACUAGCUUACGUGAUCAGGGUCUUAACUCUUCCUGGAAUACUCAUUCUGUCCCCUCAACAGUUCAUUCAUCCAAGCGUACACAAGGAUUAGAAUCCUGGUUCUCUAAUCGAAAUGUUGACCUUUCUCAAGCUCACCAUCAAUAUCAAAAUGAUGGUUCUUUUUUUACUCAAUCCUUGGGGUUUUCUUCGUUGUGUACUCAUAAUCUGACAUCUAAUUAUCACCGAUCAUCUGCCAGUGAAAUUCCUGGCAUCCAGGCCUCUUCUUCAGAGCACAGAUUGAAGGGUAAGCUGGAGCUCCCUUCUUUCCAAACUCCGAUGACGAGUUGGGAUUCAGCUUCCUCAGUUCCUUCAAUUGAGUCCUCCAGUACUUUUAUUCAAUCUCCUCCAAAUGAGUAUACUGAUUCUUGCAGUCUGUCACCCCAAAGCAGUGAUCUAUUGCAUGCCAUACUUUAUGGAUCACAAACACCCAAAGCUUCAAGCAGUAAUUCAUAUCAAGAGACUUCUCGUGAUGUAGUGCCAGAUUCUUGUCCUGUUCUCCGACAGAUUCAGUGGGGAACUAACCCUGAUGCAAUCACCCCUUCAGGUCAUGCUAUUACAUCUGUGUUUAGUGAAUACACCCCUAGCAGUGGAGGUUCAUUGGAGGACCACCAGUCAAUAGCUCCUUUCAUAGGAUGCAAUGUUAAUCAAGAGAUGGCUAACUUCACUCCUACUGCUGGGAAUAAUGAUACAUCAAACGACGAUUUGUUUUCUGAGACUGAUAUGUAUUUUUCUCCAAGUGAUUGGCUUCGCGACUUGGAGUAAGAACCACAUCAGAUAUGCUUUUGGGGUCUGCUCCAGUGCUCCUUUUUUCUGUUUAUAGCAGGGACUACAAGAAAGUAGCUAACUGAGUAGCCACAUUAUCCGUUGAUGGGACGUGAUUGCUCUACCUCAACGAGAGCAUGAUUUUCGAACAUAAUCUUGAUAAAACUGUAACUUCUUCAGCUUACACUGCAAUACAACACAAUGUAACAUUUUGUGUCCUCUGUAAACCUUUUCUGUUGUAAGAACAUGGUCUUAUUAGUUAUAGCUUGUAUAACUGUUUGUCAUCUUCAGUACUGCUGAAGCUGGUUUUCUGGCUAUAAAAUUCAGUUUUGUUUUA